AUCGGGAAAACGAUGGGAUAAGUCAGUUUUGGUCAACUGUGCAAUUGCUAGAUUGUAAACAGACUGUCAGUUUUGGAAGCAGCAGUUAUAUAGUUAAUGGGUAUAGAUUUCUAAGGACAUAUCCUGUAACCUCUCUGUGUGUGUCCUUGGGACUGUAAAGGAGUAAACCUGCAGGUUUCAUCAGCUUUUUUUUCUUAAUGAGUUUUGGUGAUGGUUUGGCUGUCUCUGCUUCACAGACUAAGAAGGGUUGCUCGGCUGCUAACCACGAAAGUCGCUGUCUGUGAGGAUAUUCCUGUGCACAGAGGUGUCUAUACGAUUGCUCCCUUAUGAUGCAGAUACAUCACCCUGGGAAUCGUUGAAGCUGUUUCAUGCAGGAGGCAUUGCUGAGAUCCCGGUUGCAGCAAUGGACUUGGAUAAACCAUCCGUCUGGGGAUCCUUGAAACAGAAAACUAGACCGUUCCUGCAAAACCUAAGUGUGAAGAAGCCAAAGAAGAGGUCUAGCAAAAUGGUGGAGAGGAAGGUCCACUCCUUGGACCGACGCCUCAGUGUGUCAGUACCUGACAUGCUGGAGGUGGAGACUCUUACAGAAGAAGAAACAACUUACUCGAGUACUCAGGUGUUGUCGAGCUGCUCCCCCAAGAGCUUCUCCAGGUCUGUGGUGUCCCUGAAAAGCAGAAGUGCUUCAGCGAGGCCAGCGGGAGAGGACUGGCUGUGGGCAUCGCAGCAGGUGACACGCACGGAGGUGACAGUCGCCCACCCAGAUGUGCAAGUUUCAGGCAGCCCUGUGUCUGAGGGGAAGAGCGAAACCAGCGAUGACCUCUUUGAGCUGCUGCAGAGCAGCCGCCUGAGUGCCGCUCUGACGGAUGAGGGGGCAGAGUAUCCGUGUGGAGACAUGGAUCUAGAUUCUUCCAUAUCAUCUCAAAUUUUUGAUGAUCAGAUGGCUCUAGAGGAAGCAAGCGAUUGCCUGAGCGACCUGCCCAGCCCCUUUGCCUACCUGCUGACCAUCCACCUGAAGGAGGGCCGGAACCUGGUUAUCAGAGAUCGCUGCGGUACAAGUGACCCAUAUGUGAAGUUUAAACUGAAUGGGAAAACUCUAUACAAAAGUAAGGUAGUCUACAAGAACCUCAACCCAGUUUGGGAUGAAACUGUAGUGCUGCCUGUACAGACCCUCAAUCAGAAACUCUGGAUCAAGGUGUACGAUCGAGAUUUAACCUCUUCAGACUUCAUGGGUUCGGCAUUCGUAGCACUCGCUGAACUUGAACUCAAUAGAACUACUGAACAGGUUUUAAAACUGGAGGAUCCCAACAGUUUAGAAGAUGAUAUGGGAGUGAUUGUAUUAAACUUGAGUCUAGCAGUGAAGCAAGGAGACUUCAAGAGAAAUAGAUGGUCAAGUCGGAAGAAGCGAACUUCAUCCAAGUCCAGUUUCAUGCGGAGCAUGCGACUCUCUGACUCCUUGCGCAAGAACCAGUUGUGGAACGGGCUGGUCACCAUCACUCUUUUGGAGGGGAAGAACAUCCCUGGAGGAGGCUUGGCAGAGAUUUUUAUUCUCCUGAAACUGGGAGAUCAAAGAUACAAGAGCAAGACACUGUGUAAGAGUGCAAAUCCUCAGUGGAGGGAACAGUUUGAUUUUCACUACUUCUCUGACAGGAAGGAUAUGUUGGACAUUGAGGUCUGGAGAAAGGAUAACAAAAAGCAUGAGGAGCUUUUAGGAACGUGCCAAGUUGACAUUCAUGCCCUGCCGAUGAAGCAGACCAAUUGCUUAGAGCUGCCUCUGGCAAAACAUCCAGGGUCCCUGCUAAUGUUGAUUGCUGUUGCCCCGUGUACAGGCGUGUCUAUCUCUGAUCUGUGUGUCUGCCCUUUGGGAGACCCCAGCGAACGGCAACAGAUUUCACAGCGCUAUUGUAUAAAGAAUUCCUUUCGGGACGUGAAGGACAUUGGUUUCUUACAAGUCAAAGUGUUAAAGGCAGUGGACCUCUUGGCAGCAGAUUUUGCAGGUAAAAGUGAUCCUUUCUGUGUAUUAGAGCUGGGAAAUGACAUGCUUCAAACGCACACUGUUUACAAGAACCUCAAUCCAGAGUGGAACAAAGUUUUCACAUUCCCUAUUAGAGAUAUUCAUGAUGUUCUGGAAGUGACAGUGUUUGAUGAAGAUGGAGAUAAACCCCCUGAUUUUCUUGGAAAAGUUGCCAUCCCUUUGCUGUCUAUUAGGAAUGGUAAAAGAAGUUGUUACACACUGAAGAACAAAGACUUGGAUCGUGCUUCAAAAGGAGUAAUUUACUUGGAGCUAGAUGUCCUAUUUAACCCUGUAAAAGCAAGUAUUAGAACAUUCAAGCCCCGGGAAAAGCGCUUUGCUGAGGAGAACCGCAAAUUUUCUAAAAAGAUCUUAUCAAGAAAUGUUGAUCGUGUGAAAAAAAUCACCAUGGCAAUAUGGAAUACAAUACAAUUCCUUUGGAGCUGCUUUCUCUGGGAGUCCACGGUAAAGAGUGUGAUAGCGUUUGUGGUAUUCGUGGUCACCGUCUGGAGCGUGGAACUGUACAUGGUGCCCCUGGCUCUGCUGGUGCUCUUUGCCUACAACUUCUCCCUCGUUGCAACUGGGAAGGUCAACAACACCCAAGAUGCCCAGGAACUUAUGGGCUUGGAUGAAGAUGAGGAUGAAGAUGAUAAGGAAUCCGAGAAAAAGGGGUUAAUUGAGAGAAUCCACAUGGUCCAGGAGAUCAUCAUAGCUGUUCAAAGCAUCCUAGAAGAAAUAGCAUCAUUUGGAGAGAGAAUUAAAAACACAUUCAACUGGACAGUGCCUUUCCUCUCUGUCCUGGCCUGCUUAGUCCUGGCAGCAGCAACAGUUAUUUUGUAUUUUAUACCACUGAGGUAUAUUGUUUUAAUCUGGGGCAUAAAUAAAUUCACUAAGAGGCUUAGAAAUCCCUAUGCCAUUGACAAUAAUGAGCUACUAGAUUUCCUCUCCAGGGUACCAUCUGAUGUUCAAAAGGUAGGUAAUGAAUGGCCACCGCCGACAGAGGCAGCAAGCGGCACUGAGAGCGGCUGGGUGCUCUGCUUGGGGACUACGAUGCCAGUGCACUUUUGAAUAAUGGAGAUAAGGAAUUGGGGAAAAUCCAUGAAGACUGGCGUGUAGGGGGUGGGGGGUGUUAGAAGAGAGGGGAGCCAAAAUCCUUUGUCAGAAGGAUAAAAUGAUUGCAGAAAAAUUAUCCUGAAAAGACCUACUUAAAAAUGAUCUGGAAAAUCACCCAGUGUGGUUACUGAACUAUGGUUUCUGUCGCCUUUCUGCUCCGGUAUUUGUACAGAGGAGAGAGAAAAAUAGUCUUUUUGAUAGAGAUAACCAUCCGAAAGGAUUUGCUGAAUUCUCCCUUUUCUCAAAAUGGAGGGGGGAGCAGGCAUCAUUUCCAUGACUUUGGCAUGCUGUAUUUUUUUUUCACAUCAGCUGUCCCUCAAAAUUCUUCCUCCCCACCCACCUUGAGCUCCAGGCCUCCCUUGGAGGAUGCUCCACUCAUCUUUUUCUUUAAAAAAAGCCUCCACGGUUGAUCAGAUCAAUCUUCUACCAUUAUGGAAUUAUAACUUUUAAUCUAACCAGAAUCCAUCCUCCCUCAAUUUCAGUCAAGUCUCGUUUCUUCUCCUAUUUCUUUUAAACAACAACACUGUCUACAGUAAUCUCGCCUAUCUUCCUGGAAAUUAUUUGAACAAUAAGUCCUUUAGAAUGUCAAGAUCUGUUUAUUUCUCUUGGAGGAAUGAAGAUAGCCUCGCUGGGUAACGAAGCCACACAAUAUAAAGGUUUCUUUCUUUUGUUUUAAUCAACUGGAAUCUCUGUCUUCAGGCCCUGAUCCCGAUGCCCUGGAUCACACGGACAUUGUGCCUUCCUCUGUGCAUCAUGGUACUUGCACAGGGAGGUGCUGCUCACUGGGAAUACGGGGAUGACAAUCUCACCUAUAGUGGUUUUACUCUGUUGGAGACAGAAAAAUAAAGGCUCACAUGCAGUGUCAAGGCAUCUGGUAGAAAUAAGGUUGGAAGACGCUUCUGGUGACAUUUCUCUCAAGAGGCCACCAGAUUGGUUGGUGGCAGCACUAAUAACUUGAGAGAAAUCUCACCAUAGACGGGUGGGAGGAAAAAAAGCUGAACAGAAAUGAUCAUAAGAGACAUUAAGCUUCAGUGUAUUUUUAUUUUUUGUCAUUGCUCUUGUAGAGCACACUAGAUUCGCAGUGAUGGUUUGCAUAUGCCCUUUUAGUGUUUAUGUUUAAAGAUAAGCUGCUUUUCUCUUCAUGCUUUAUUUAACAUUUACAUUUAUAACAUUUCCUUGAGUGGUUUCUGUCAUUCUGGGAUCCUUUGAGCUCUCCACAGAAAAUGAUAACCAUUUCUAUGGGAGGAAUGAUAAAAGUACCUAGGGUGGGACAAAACUUGUCAGAGUUUUCCACUAGUGCUACAAAUAGUGAGCCUGUGUGACAGCCACACGCUCUCGUGAAGUCAUCCAUGGCAGCUCCGAAGUCUGCUUCGUUUACGUGCUAUCAAUGCAUCAUCAUUUCACUGUGGUACUGCAGCGAAAUUACCUCUGUCUGUCCCUUAGCCAUUUACAACCCGCAUGUGUUGGAUGAAGGACAGAGGAGUAAAAAAGAAGGCACAUUCAACAAAAGUUUCCCCAUGAUUUCGAUGGGAAUGCUGUUCUGUAGCACAGCAGACAAUUUGGAGAUUACACCAUCCUUGUCGGUUUAUCGCACAUGUUUUAACCAUUAUAUUUUAUAAGAAAUUGUUUUGAAAGGUGGAGGCAGCUUUGUCCAGGUUCUGUUUGGGAAAAUAUUUUCCUUUUAAAAAAUUAUUAAAGAUGUCAGCAUCCCAAGGUCUGUGUACGGUUUUGACAACUGUCAUCUUACUGCAUAUUGGGAUCCACUUGAAACUCCUGAGAGAAGUUUAUUAAACUUAUAGGUUAAUGCCAGAAAGAGAAGAAAAACAAUUUGCAAACCAAAACAAACCCCAAAGAUCUAGCCUACAUUGCUGAAAUCAGGUAGAACCCCAUGUAUCUCAUUAGAAAAAUCUGCUUUUAAUAUUUUCGUUUCAAGAAAUGAUGCAUGACUUCUCAAAUCCUUCCUGCAAUUAAUCCCCCAUGUUCCUGUGUUUAGAAAAUGAUUCAUUACUUUUGAACCUUCCUUAGUUUCCCUUGGUUUGUCCUCGGGGAGCCAUUAACACACACUGUAGUGAGCUAGAGUUACCUAACUGCAGACGUCAUGUCUAUUUGUUUUUACAGGUGCAGCAUGCUGAAUUGAAACCAUACAGCAGCUCCAGUCCCAUUAGGAAAAAGCGGAGUGCGCUAUAGGAUGCGGCGUGAUUUCGGAAUGAAGCAUCUCCCUACACACCCGCUAUGCGUGUACACGUGCUUCCCCCCCUCCCUUCUUCUUGCUUCAGAACAACACUAUAAUCACCACCACAGACUUUUUUUUUAAAAAAAAAUAAAUCUUUUUUUGAAGACGUGGUUUUUGACAGACACCUAUCUUGGGUUGUCUUUUUGGGGUUGUCUUUUUGGCACGGUGUUGUAGCCCAAAAGACUCAAGGUGGAAUGUAUUAACUAGUUUGUGGGGUGGGGAGGAGAAUGGGAGAGGAUGGUGCAACUGCACUUUUUUUUUUCUUAGAUUUUUCUUUCUUUUUUUUUCUUUUUUCCGCCCCUCCUUUCCCUUCGAUUGCAGAAGCAAUGCUGGAUGUGGCAGCACUCCCUGUUUUAUGUAGGAAGAGAUAAUUCCGCUUAGUGUAGCAGAUCAGCUGAGCUGAUGUGAGGAGAUGCUCUGAACCAGUUUUUAACAUAUCCAACAGAUUUACAUUAAGAUAUGAAAGCUAUUCUUUUCUGAGUUAAAUCACUGUGCCUAGAAAGGUUUAAGCUCUGAAUUAACGAGUCUUUGAUACCCAUCUUCUGUUCAAGCAGUGUACAUUUUAAAAAGUUUUUUAUCAUAAUUAGCAGAAAGAGCUAGGAGCUCCAACGGUAUCUCAGUAUUUCAUCCAGCACUUGUGGGUUUUUCUUUUUCCUUUUUUUUUUUUUAAUUUUCCCCUUCUCUUUUUUAAAGCCCACCCUGCGGUUAACUCUUUGGAUACUGGAUUCAUCAGGGAACCAUUGCUGGCAAUGGAUGCAUGAGAACCUUCUGCUGUGAAAGGAUUAAGAGACUGUAGAAAAUCCUAACUCACUGACCUGAAAAAGACUCUGUUGACUUGCCUUUUGUAAUUCCAUCUCAUCAGAUAUUUUCAGCAUAGCUGUUGUUUUCCUGUCUAAAUCCAGAGGGGUCAACACUACAGAUCCAAGAGAAAAAAAACACUUUGUAGCCUUAAAGAAACAAGUGCUUGUGCAGAAAGAGAGCAUGGUGCCCAAAGAUAUGGGUGUGCAAUAGUGUGCAGGCUUUGGUCCACCACUGGUGUCUUGUUGGAGUCUUUCCCGGUGGCUCGCAAGGACGGGAUCAGAAAGUGCAGUCAUAUGGAAACCGAGUAAUGAAGAGACAGAAGAAAGGACCCUGUUUUCUGUUCAAGGAGAAUGUGAUUUCUUGCUUGUUUACCAGUCUUUUAGCUAUUGUGCUUUUGCUUUAUAUAAUUCAGAUAAACAGCAUUAUUAGUGUUACUUAACUGGGGAAACUGAAACACAGAAUUAUAUGUAAAUCUGCUUAACUUUGGUGACAGUCCUUGGUCCUUUAGCUGCUGUAGGACACUGGGGGAGUGACUUGCCACCACAACAAGUCACUCAUAGUGUGAAAGCUGGAGUGGCUUCUUGUGAUUCCCAAGCUGGGCAUACCACCAGCAUCCCCUGGGGUAGGUCACUGUACAAAGAAAUUGAGAAUCCCGAGAGACAGGUUUCUUUUUAACAAAAGACUUUGAAAGCUGUCUAAUUAAAGGUAAAACGGGUAAAACCUUGCUUCUGAGUCGGCGAUCCAAAUGGAGGUGCGCUCUGUGCGUUCAGUAAUGCAGUUCUGAGGGCCUGUUGCAUGAAGCUGAAGGAGGAAAAGUAACACCCGAGUAUCUUCCACUGGAUUAUUAGCCAGAUUCAGUGAUUUUUCAAGAAGUUUACUUUUCAAAGUAACAAGCCCACUGUGCUUUUGACUAAGGAGAAGUGCGUUUUCAUAGACUUGAUUGGAUAAAGAAUGCAUUUUGCUCAUGCAAAGCUGUGUGUAGCUGCAAAUGAAAAGAUAGAAAAAAGAUUAUCCUGGUUUAAAAAGCCACAAAAACGUCUCUUUGUGUGCACGUGUGCUUGUGUAUCCAUGCGUAUAUGGGGUUGUGUAUAAAGAAGAGUACAUGUAUAAUGUAUUUAUAGGCGCGUGUGUGUGGGAAAAUGGGUGACUAUACAGAUUUAAAAACCUUGAAAAUGUUUAUGGAAAAUGCCAAAGAUUCUAAAGCUUAUCAGCUUGCGUCUGUUCUUCUUCAUUUUGUAUCUUUCCCGGCAUGUCUCUCUGGCUGAGCCAGAUCUCUGCAUGAUUUGAUUUACUUCAAGUUAAUGAAGCUAGUUGGAAAAAGCCUUGUAGAAAUUAUAAAAUCUCCAGUAAAUCUCCUUCUUGUACAUACAAUAGAUGUCCACGGACCCCUUUUGUUAAACCAGUUUCUCAAUCUUCUGUGUAAACAAUGCCUCAUUGUCUCGCUUUAAACUAUCAUCUGGUUUAUCAUACUGCAGUCUUGUCAUUUUGUAAGGACCAAAGGCAGACAUAUUUAAGGAGCCAUGUGAGAUCUGAGCAUUGAUUUGAGUGGAAACAUCCAACUGCAGGGAAAAUUGUUUAUUUAUUCAGAGGCUGGGACUGAUACUUUAAUAGGUGUUUGUUUUUUUUUUUUUUUCUUGUAGAUUUUUCCAUGUGGAACUGAUUUCUGUUCGGGAGACAUGGUGCUGUCCUUUUUUGGUUUGGUUGAUUUUUGUUUUUUUGUGGUGUUUUUUUUAGUGUAGAUCUGUUGUGUUUCAGAACAAUUUGUAUUUGAUUGUUAUGCUGGAGACAUACCAAAUGAAGGGGUUUGGAUGGUCCAGUACCGAUAUGUGCUGUAAUGAGCUCUUCGUUUUGAUAAGUGCUGUUUGAAAUGCAAUAAACAUUUGCGGUUAAGCUGCUGGUUUUAAUUUAUCUGGA
This is a messenger RNA of Falco peregrinus (peregrine falcon), 8069 nucleotides long. RefSeq names its product multiple C2 and transmembrane domain containing 2 (gene MCTP2). The transcript has 22 exons. Gene Ontology annotation, biological process: regulation of neurotransmitter secretion. NCBI's taxonomy places the organism in Eukaryota, Metazoa, Chordata, Aves, Falconiformes, Falconidae. Gene Ontology annotation, cellular component: synaptic vesicle membrane. Gene Ontology annotation, molecular function: calcium ion binding. Bases 404 to 3076 code for a protein of 890 amino acids. The record is from RefSeq and is a predicted model, not a curated record.